This is a messenger RNA of Peronospora farinosa, 2139 nucleotides long. Lineage: Eukaryota; Oomycota; Peronosporomycetes; Peronosporales; Peronosporaceae. The record is from the annotation of a GenBank genome assembly.
AUGGAGCACAAGACCCCAUCGAUGCCAAUUACACGCGCGACGUCGCCUUCCGACAUCGAGAGCGAAUACGCCGUGUCGUUAUCCCCAUCAUCUCUCGAUAAACGUACUCAAGAAAACGCUCUAUUAAUACCCGACAUUAAAAAGAAGCGACGGAUACACAAGACCCAGCUCACGACGACGGAAUCAGAUCCGGUUGUACCCAUUGCGUCUGAUUCCAAGCAGCAAGUUAUAGACGAGACAUCGGUCGUGUUAUUGGAGACGCCGCAAUCGUUAGAAAUGACAAUCACGUCAGAAGAGGCGGCAACCCUUCAGAUAGAAACGGAAGUGUCGCAGAUUCCAUUAAUCCGUCCAAGAAAAGGCCGUCGUGUUCGUAAAACAAACUUGGAAAAGAUGGAAAUUCUUGCGUUUGUAGACUUGGGAGGCUCUCAAGGAGCUGCAGCAGAGAAAUUUGGUGUCUCACGUACGGCAGUGACGAAAAUGGUAAAGGAACGAGCUGCAAUUUCAGCUCAAGCUCUUGUGGAAAGUGCAACAAGUAGUCGCAAAGUAUUGCAAUAUCAACAUAAACUUAGUGUGAUUGAAGACAUGCUCUAUAAAUGGCAGAUGCAGAUUGAAUUGGAUGCACCGGCAUUAAAGAUUACAGGCGAAUUAUUACAGUCCAAGGCAAUGGAAUUUCGGAACAAAAUCUUGGCAGAUUACAGCAAUGAAUUGUCCGAUGAAGUAAUCAUGUCACUAACGGACUUUAAAGCAUCAAAUGGAUGGCUCCAUCGGUAUAUGCAACGACGAAGUAUGCGUUCAUUACCAAAACUUCAUGGUCAGACAAGUCUCGCAGCAAUGCCACUUGAUAGAAUGAAUUAUGAGCAACGUAUUCAAAAAGUUCGUGACUUGCUGCUGACGGUUAGUCCGACGUGUAUAUGGAAUCUAGAUGAACUUAUACUGCGCCAUCGUACCACCUCGGCCAGAUUAGACUCAGUUGUUAACAUGGACGCACGUAGUCUUGAGCGUAUCUCAGUUGCUAUGGCCAUGAGCGCAUCAGGUGAGAAGCUCCACAUGCAAGCUGUUGGAAAAGAUUCGAACCCAGAUUCGUUAAAGGAUGUUGACACGUUAACGAGCUACGGAAUUCAGUAUCGUGAUCAAUGUCGAGCUGCACACGAUGCGCAUACGAUUUCUGAUUUCAUCCAGGCCAUGAAUCAAGAGGCAACAAGCAGAAAGCAGGUCUGGUAUCUGGUGCUGAAUAGCUGUACAGCGCAUGUAGCUGCUGCUCACGCGCUCAACCCAUCAGGUUCGUUUCGAAAUGGUUUCAGACUCGAAUCGAUCGUGUUGCUCUUUAUGCCUCCUGGCCCUUCGGGUGAUGCUCAGCCUUUUCAUCAGGGUAUCCUUCGAUCGUUUAAGCUACGAUUUCGGCGUGAGAUGCUCCAGACGUUGCUUCAUGAGUACGAACAGUGGGCAGCGGCAUCAAAGGGCGACCAACAGAGGCAUACUAUUGAGACACCGCUAAGUGAAGAAUCACCCGUGCAUGAUGUCUUUGAUGUCCAUGCACAUACUCAUUUGCGGAACACGCUCACUUGGCUUCAAAAAGCAUGGGAAUCCGUGCCGCAGUCGUUCAUUCGACAUGCGUGGUCAGCGAGCUUGUACUUGCCUGCGGUCGUUCCCGGGGACGAUGGACCUUCGGCAUCAAUGUGUGAAGAAGAUGACAUCAAGACUUACACGGAAGUUCUCGCUCAGCUGAAAGCCGUUCCAGCGCUUCAACAGGCACUGGGACUCGAUUUUACCGACAACCCUGUUCAAUUUAUGAUGGAGCUGCUGGAUUUCGACAAGUCGGAGGCCACUGGCAUGGACGAAAUUGCGAAAGACAAUGAGAUCGUCGUGGAAAGUUUAGCUUCUCAGGGACUUCUUCGUGAUACACAAAGGGCGUUGAUGCUGGAUAGCAUCAAGAGUGAUGAUCUCCCGCUCCUUACGGCGAGUGAGGCCCACGCAACAGUAUCACGGCUAUUGCACUUUAUAUCUCAAGACAGUGACAACUUGUUAACUUUGUCAGAGCGUCGAACCGGACGCGCAAACCUCUUGAUUUUACAACGUCUGCUGUCAAAAGUUCGCGAAAGGGAACGGGAAAGGGAAGCAACCACCGACUUUACUGUAUGA